AUGAGCUCUUCUCAGGCCACACCGUUGGCCCUGCAGGCUGAUUCCGAACGGCCAGAUUUUAUGAACCCCGCCGUGUUUCGCAGAAAUAACCUCCCCGCACGUUCCUAUCACAUCCCAUCUACAUCUCUUCUUCUCAAUGGAACCUGGGAGUUCAAUAUGUCCCGAUCACCACCGGAGGCGCCGGAGCCCACUGAGAAAAUCUCCGACAAGGACUGGUCCAGCAUCAGUGUUCCAGGUCACUGGCAGUUGCAGGGUUGGGGGAAACCGAAUUAUACCAACACGCAAUUCCCGAUCCCGGUGUGCCCUCCUUUUGUACCCACAGAGAACCCAACUGGUACAUACCGUCGAAAAUUUCAAGUGCCGGCCGAAUGGAAAUCCGAAAACACUGAAAUUCGUUUGCGAUUCGAUGGCGUUGAUAGCGCGUACCAUGUUUGGGUGAACAAGUCCUUGAUCGGGUAUGCGCAGGGCAGCAGAAACCCGUCUGAAUUCGAUGUCACACCAUUCUUGCUCGACGGUGAUAAUGAAGUCUUUGUGCGGGUAUAUCAGUGGUCAGAUGCUACCUAUAUCGAAGAUCAAGAUCAGUGGUGGCUAUCUGGGAUUUUCCGAGAUGUCACUUUGAUUGCAUUACCAACCAAUGAUCGUUUGAACGAUUGGUUCAUUCGCACUGACCUCGAUUCAGAAUACAAAAAUGCGACCCUUCUCGCAACAAUCGAUUACCAAGUCUCGGAGCGAAGCAAUAUUGCUCUCAAUUUGAUUGAGUCAGUGGAGGGCAAAAGCCAUGUCAUUACUUCCACAGAAUGUACCGUGGAACCAGCAACAUCCGCAGUUGAGCUGAGAUUGCCUGUUGUCGACCCCAAGAAAUGGACUGCUGAGCGGCCGCAUCUGUAUGAAGUGGAGAUGGUCCUGACGUCUCUAGGAUCAAACAAUACUUUCAAGACGACACAGCGUAUUGGUUUCCGUAAAGCUGAGCGCAAAGACGGCUUCAUCACCGUGAACGGAAAGGCUAUUCAGCUUCGUGGAGUCAACCGACACGAUCACCACCCGCUUUUGGGUCGUGCCGUACCGCUCGACUUCAUGAGAAAGGAUUUGCUUCUCAUGAAAGCUCACAAUAUCAAUGCACUUCGCUGCAGCCAUUAUCCCCCCGACCCUCGGCUUCUGGACAUGGCCGAUGAGCUUGGCUUCUGGGUUAUCGAUGAAGCCGAUCUUGAAUGUCAUGGCUUCUAUGACGCUGUCUCACGGCCAAUGGACAUAGACGAAACUCUUGGCUACGAGGAGCGCAAGGCAAUGACCUUCCCCAAAUGUGGUGCUCAUACAUCAGACAACCCCGCCUGGAGGGCAGCCUACGUUGAUCGUGUUCAUUCAAUGAUCCAACGAGACAAGAAUCAUACCAGUAUUAUAAUCUGGUCUAUGGGGAAUGAGUCGUUCUUCGGCACAUGUCAUCACUCCAUGGUAGAGUAUGCCCGGACCUUCGACAACACUCGCUUGAUCCACUACGAGGGUGACAUGGAUGCGGAAACCACCGACAUGUAUAGUUACAUGUACCCAGAAAUCGACCGAUUGAAGUCCCUAGCAGCUACUGAGGGAGUUACGAACAAUGGCGAGUUUGACAAGCCUAUUAUUCUUUGUGAAUACGCCCAUGCCAUGGGCAACGGACCCGGUCUACUUACGGAUUACGAGAAAUGCUUUGAUGAGAUCCCGCGUUUGCAGGGCGGUUUUAUCUGGGAAUGGGCCAAUCAUGGGUUGUACAUUGAAGGAGAUACCGAGAAAGACGGGUUUUAUGCCUACGGUGGUGACUUCGAUGACUUUCCAAACGAUGGAACAUUCGUUAUGGAUGGUCUUUUAAACAGUGUCCAUCAGCCUUUGCCAGGUUUGUUGGAGCUAAAGAGAGUUUUCGAACCAGUCAAGUUGGAAGUGCGCGGACAAGUCUUGGCUUUGAAGAACCGGUACAAUUUCUUGGACCUAAGCCAUCUGCAGGCUUCAUACAAGCUUGAAUCAUUCAACAAGCAAACAAAGACCUUGGCAACUGGAUCGCUGGAGCUACCUGUUGUGGCCGCCGGGAGAUCUGCUGAGAUCUCACUUCCUUCAGAGCUCUUCCAAAGCAACGCCCAUCCGGCGUACUUGACCAUUACACUUGAACAAAGGGGAAAUGUUGAAUGGGACCAGGGGUCCUAUAUCGUUGCCUGGACACAGGAAUUGGUAUCAAAACCAACCGAGAACACCCCGGUCAGCAGCCUGAGCUCUACUCGUGGGGUUAUCUCGAUCAACUCCACCAAGACAACCGUGUCCGUCAGUGGAUCCAACUGGUCGUUUGAGUUUGAUAGCGUUCGGGGACAUCUCAUGAAGUGGAGAUACAACUCGAUGCCCAUCCUUGAGCCUCAUCCUGAUACUGGGCUUGCCAUGGUACCCGGUUUCUGGCGUCCACCGACGGACAACGACGUACCAUCCGCGAUGCCAUAUUGGAAGCGAUUCGGAGUGAACUGCCUCACAAAUCAGCUCCGUUCCUUCAGUACGUCAUCGAUGAAGGAUGGAGCAGUUUGCAUCGAAAGCGAGACAUUCAUCUCCCCUCCAGUCCUUUCCUGGGGAUGGAAAUGUCUUACGCGUUAUAUCAUUCAGCCCAACGGCUCGUUAUCCAUCAGCGUAAAGUUGCAACCCACUGGAGCGGCGCCGACAACCGUUCCUCGCGUUGGUCUCAAUCUUCGUGCAAACUCUGACCUGCAGUCGGCACGUUGGUUAGGACCCGGCCCUGGAGAAUCGUAUCCGGACAAGAAGAUAGCCCAGAAGUUUGGUUUGUGGAAUGUCGAUGAUAUCGCGUCCCUACAGACGAUUUAUGACAUCCCGCAGGAGAAUGGGAACCGGACAGACACUGCUUGGAUGGAACUUCUCGCUCCCAAUGGCACGGGCUUCCGUGCAAGCCCGCAGGAAAGUACUAUGGUGAAUGGAGGAGCGGCAAGCUUGAGCUGGACGGCGAGUCAAUACUCUGAUGAGACUAUUGAGGCAGCACGACACCCUUGUGAUCUGUCCAAAGAUGAUGCGGUAUUUGUGAGAUUGGAUAACCAAGUUGCAGGCGUAGGAACUGCCGCCUGUGGCCCGGGGCCUAUGGAUGAGCAUCUAGUUAAGGUGCAGGAUAUCACGUUUGUAUCCUGGCGCGGAAUGAAGAGAUUCAGGGCCGCCCGUGCGUGCGACUCAUGCCGCCAGCGCAAGACAAGAUGUGACGCGCGGGAUCCCUGUGGGCCCUGUGUGAGCUUGAAUCAAACAUGUCUAUAUGGAACAGAAGCUAUUUCAAGAGGAAAAAGUGACAUGAUCUUGGAUACGGUCUUGCGAAUGGAAGCUUCUAUUGAAGAACUCAAGGGCAUGGUUGCCACGGGUUCCAGUUCAAAUGCAAUGGGUGGUGUACAGGCCAACUCAACAUUUCCAAGUUCGACAAUGACCCCGAUGUCUCAGGAUGCACGCCAUCGUCCGGGUGGGUGCACCCGAGUCAGGGACCCCACUGAAAGUGCCAUCCUUUCAUCAGGACAUCUUUCCUCGGCUGAGUCUCUAUUGAAAUGGACAGUCUUUCAUGAUCAUCCUUCAAUAUUGGAGGAGGCAGAGCCUUCAUUUUUGUCGCUUGAAUAUGGACGACCGCCAUUUCAAAGCAAACUCUAUGGCAUAUUCCCCAGCGUGAGCUUGUCGGAUGUCAAAAAUAUGGUAGGUGUAUUCCAACGCACAUAUAACUUCUGGUUCCCUACAAUUAGCUUGGAUGAUCUCAAGGCCUUGCAAUUGAGGAUAUGGCAAGAAAAUCUGGAGCCCAGUUGUCAAUCGUGUCUCGCAUUAUUGGUCAUGGCUUUGGGUUGCGUCGGGGCUUCUGUGACAGACGAAGAGGGCAGUUCUGAAGAGAAGUUUCAACAACUGAAGCUGCAAGGAGCAUCUUGGUUUACUGCCGCAAUGAAGAUGCUUCACUUGGCCCAGAUUGAGAUGAAUGUGGAGGCAUGCCAAUGCCUCUUGCUUACUGGUCUCUACUUCUCCUUCCUGCAAAGACCGCUGCAAACGUGGUCUUAUGUGAACAGCGCGGCGACUCGUUGCCGUUUCCUACUCUCCUGCCCUUUCGACAAUCCUGACCGUGAUGAUCGAGAACACAUCACUAGAAUAUUCUGGUCAUGCUUUGUACUAGAAAGCAACUAUAUCUCAGAGUUACCAUCGCUUCCGCAAAACUGCAAUGCUGAAAUUGAAUCAGUAUUUUCUCUUCCGGGCAAAUUCCACUCACAUGAGGCUAUUGAAGAGGAAGAAAAGUCAACCUUCUACUUUCUCGCAUCGAUAGCACUCCGUCGCCUGCUCAACCGAGCUCACUAUAUGCUCUACGAUCGAGAUAUUGGCCUUCAAAUCGACUCCAAUAAUUUCCCAUCCGUGAACCAAGAACUCGCUCGCCAACUGCAGGACUGGUAUCACACACUACCUCCAAGUCUACAAUUCCCCGAGGACGGAAAGCCCGCAGACGACCCGCAUAGCGAGUAUUUGAGACAGUGGUAUCUCAGUUGUCGAAGUGUCAUCUAUCGGCCUUAUCUGGAAUGGGCUCUCGCUAAUCCGCUAUGGGAUCUCAACAACAACCUCCGUGUGCUUGAUGGUUGUCGGGUUGCUCUUGACACUUGCUUAUUCAAAUUAAGAUACAUGAGGCAGGUUCCAUAUACUGUCAUGGUAGAUACAUGGCCCUGCUCGCUUUCACUUGAGACAGCCAUGUUAACUCUUAUGGGUGGCUUCUGCCAUCCACAGCUCACAAUGCAGCUUCGUCACAUUGCCUUGCUAGAGCUAGGGCCUCACCUGCAGCAGCUUUUACAACGAUGGAUGACGAUCCAUGGAUCCUCUGUUUCUCCUGGUGUUGAGAAGGCAUUGAGAUUGAUCGUGAAAGCCCACGAGUUCUUCGAAAGCAAAAGUGCAGACUUUCCUCCUUUACAGGAGAAGGAACAACACCUCUCUCCUCGGUCCCUUCGAAUGUCUCUCGGAUAG
This is a messenger RNA of Penicillium griseofulvum, 4977 nucleotides long. Its product is annotated as putative beta-galactosidase. Gene Ontology annotation, molecular function: beta-galactosidase activity; DNA binding; zinc ion binding. The record is from RefSeq and is a predicted model, not a curated record. Gene Ontology annotation, biological process: regulation of DNA-templated transcription; DNA-templated transcription; lactose catabolic process. The transcript is spliced from 11 exons. Bases 1 to 4977 code for a protein of 1658 amino acids. Gene Ontology annotation, cellular component: beta-galactosidase complex. NCBI's taxonomy places the organism in Eukaryota, Fungi, Ascomycota, Eurotiomycetes, Eurotiales, Aspergillaceae.